This is a messenger RNA of Salvelinus fontinalis (brook trout), 3542 nucleotides long. Its product is annotated as sodium- and chloride-dependent GABA transporter 2-like. The transcript has 14 exons. Lineage: Eukaryota; Metazoa; Chordata; Actinopteri; Salmoniformes; Salmonidae. Gene Ontology annotation, biological process: sodium ion transmembrane transport. Gene Ontology annotation, cellular component: membrane. The coding region runs from base 1 to 1839 and encodes 612 amino acids. The record is from RefSeq and is a predicted model, not a curated record.
AUGAACUACAACGAGAAGAAAGACCCCAAACUGCAAAUGAUGCCCAGCACAGCCAAUGGCCAAGCAAAACUAAAGGAGCUGGAAGCGCGGGGAAACUGGGGCAGUAAAGCCGAGUUCAUUUUAACGGUGAUGGGAGCUAUAAUUGGACCUGGAAACGUGUGGAGAUUCCCUUACUUGUGUUACAAAAACGGAGGGGGUGUGUUCUUCAUUCCAUAUGUUUUGUUCUUGGUGACGUGCGGGAUCCCGCUAUUCUUCCUGGAGACUUCUCUGGGACAAUACACCAGCCAGGGAGGAAUAACAUGCUGGAGGAAGAUGUGUCCGCUAUUUGAGGGUAUGGGCUACACCUGUAACCUUGUCAUCUCAUUCGGUGCCAUCUCCUACAUUGUGAUCUUGGCAUGGGCCUUUUUCUAUCUCUUCUCCUCCUUCAGUGCAGAGCUACCCUGGGCAAGCUGCGGAAACUGGUGGAACACUGACUCAUGCAUGGACUACAGCAAGCAGAAUCUCAGCACCAACCUGACAUCAAGACAGAAUGCCACACUACCAGUCAUGGAGUUUUGGGAGCGCAGGGUGCUGAAAAUUUCAGGGGGGAUCGAGGAGAUGGGCAGCAUCAGAUGGGAGCUGGCACUUUGUCUCCUUCUCACCUGGGUCAUCUGUUACUUCUGUGUCUGGAAGGGAAUUAAGUCCACAGGCAAGGCUGCUUACUUUACGGCCACAUUCCCGUAUGCCAUGCUCCUGGUCCUGCUGAUCCGCGGUGUCACUCUGCCUGGGGCCAUAGACGGCAUCAUCUUUUACAUUUACCCUGACAUCUCUCGCCUCACAGACCCACAGGUGUGGAUGGAUGCAGGCACACAGAUUUUCUUCUCCUAUGCUAUCAGCUUGGGCUUCCUCACAUCCCUGGGCAGCUACAACAGUUACAACAACGACUGCUACAAGGACUGUUUUUACCUGUGUCUUCUAAACAGUGGCACCAGCAUUGUGUCAGGCUUCGCAAUCUUCUCUGUUUUGGGCUUCUUGACCUAUGAACAGGGGUUGUCCAUUGAAGAGGUGGCUCAGUCAGGUCCUGGGCUGGCAUUUAUUGUGUAUCCUCGAGCAGUAGCCAUGAUGCCCAUGCCUCAGAUCUGGUCUGCCUGUUUCUUCAUCAUGAUCAUCCUUCUGGGUCUGGAUAGCCAGUUUGUUGGGCUGGAGUGUUUGAUGACAUCUGUUGUGGAUCUGUUCCCUACCUAUCUGCGCCGUGAGUUCAGGAGAGAGCUGCUCUUGCUGGCUAUCUGCACAAUAUGCUUCCUACUGGGGCUUGCCCUGGUCACAGAGGGAGGGACAUACCUGCUUCAGCUACUAGACCACCAUGUGUGCAGUGGGACCACCCUGCUGCUGCUUGCCUUUUGUCAGUCUGUCUGCAUUGCCUGGGUCUAUGGUGCUGAACGUUUCUAUGGUAACAUCAGUGAUAUGAUUGGCUACAGACCUCUGCCUUUGAUGAAGUACUGCUGGCUCUACAUCACUCCUACAGUAUGCACAGCUACCUUCAUCUUCUCCAUAGUCAAGUACUCACCAUUGAAGUUCAGCAACACAUAUGUUUAUCCUGUCUGGGCUAACAUCAUUGGCUGGUUCAUUGCCACUAUCUCCCUCUCCUUCAUCCCACUAUGGAUGGUCUACAAAAUGGCCAACGGCAAUGGAACCCUGCGCCAGCGGUUCUCUGUGCUCUGUCGGCCUGUAGACGACCUCCCCGUGAACCACACAUGCAAAACAGAUGUCCCUCUUUAUCUGGCGACCUCAGACGUUGUCAGCUCCAACAUGGAGCUGAAGCCUCUCGCCUUCACAACGGGGGAUGAGAACGCGCUGUGAACUCUCACAGACUAUCAGAGAGAGAUGUACAUCUUUAGUCCAUCGGCGGUGCCAAUGUAUAAUAUAUUGCACAUGCAAAAAAUACACGUUUGUUUGUGCUUAGUCUUGUCACGUUCUGACCUUAGUUCUUUUGUUAUUUCUUUGUUUUAGUAUGGUCAGGGCGUGAGUUGGGUGGGUUAUCUAUGUUUGUUUUUCUAUGUUGGUUUUUGCGUUUGGCCUGGUAUGAUUCUCAAUCAGAGGCAGGCGUCGUUAGUUGUCUCUGAUUGAGAAUCAUACUUAGGUAGCCUUUUUCCACCUGUGUUUCGUGGGUGUUUAUUUUCUGUGUCUGUGUGUUCCACACGGAACUGUUUCGGUUGAUUAUUUCACGUGUUGUUUAUUGUUUUGUUUCAGUGUUCGAUUAUUUUAAUAUAGAGCAUGAACACGUACCACGCUGCGCAUUGGUCCGCCGAUCCUUACUAAUCCUGCUCAUCUGAGGAGGAGGAAGACAGCCGUUACAAGUCUUUACAUUGUGCUUAGUCUUUACAGAAACAGCCACCCUAUUCACCCACACAUACCUUGUUGGAUUUUAGUUUGACGUUUGUCUAUACAGAGUGAUGUGGAGAACACUGACUCAGAGUCAUGUAUAGCAUCUCUGAAUGCAGCCUUUACCUGCACUACAAUGCAUCAAUGGGACAUCGUGCUCCUUUUGUAACCUGGUCCCAAAUCUGUGAGUGCUCUUGUUGACUCCAUUGCUGUCAAUGUCAUGCCAAAAAUUCCAUUAGGCAUGAGAGCAGAAACAGACUGGCACACAACCAUUUUGUGGAACAAAUUUAGCAAGGCGACUAAAGAUAUGUGUGUGAAAUGAUGUAUUGAAAAACUGAAAAUAAGAAAUGACCUCAUAUAUAUCUCAGUGGAUUAGAUUAUAUGAAAAAACAUUAUCUGGGUUCACACAGCACAUAUGAAAUCAGAAAACUAAACUUUUCAGGCUUUAUAAUAGCACUUCCUCUUCAUUUAGUUUUGACCUCUUCUAUCCUCCAUUUGUUUAUCUGUGUGCACACAAGUGUACGUCAAUGCGUGGGCGAUUGCCUGUGCGUGUGUAUAUGUUUGUGUUUAUGUGCUGCAGAUUAAAUGGAUGCUAAAAUUAAAAUAUUCUGUAGUAUGUAUAGAGGAACAGUGAUUCUUGGUCCAAAUAUUGUAUUACUCUGUCUUCUACAAUGUAUUUUAAAUUUAUAAUGCGGGUCUUGCAGAGAUGUUGAGACACGUUUCAAUGUCAUUUAAAUCAAUCACAUAAACUACUCUAUGGACUACCCGCUAACAAUAUAAUGCUCGACAAUUACUGUAAAAAAAAAAAAAAAUGCCACACAGUUCAAAUGUCAGCUUGGUAUUGUUGGCAUCUUUUCCUGCUUCACUGCACAAACACUUGAAAGGUGCUUUUGUGUGAAUCAGUGGGUCCCUCCCCCAGGUGGCCAGCUGAGACCAAGGAGAGUAACAAUGGUCAAAUGUGCAUGAAUGUGUAGGUAAACUGAGGGGAGAAUCCAUCCUGGCUCCAGUCUCAGUCCAUCUGAGACAAAGAGCAUCUUCUCUUUAUUAUGUACUGAUCAGCUGAUAGGUUGUUUCCCCAUCUGACUGUAAUGCUGAUGUUAUGGCUCAAGUUUUCUCGCUACCCUUCUGCUUUAAAUUACCAUCAAUGUACUCUACUUGUAUUUGAAUACUUUGGUUUUGGU